This is a messenger RNA of Caenorhabditis auriculariae, 2488 nucleotides long. NCBI's taxonomy places the organism in Eukaryota, Metazoa, Nematoda, Chromadorea, Rhabditida, Rhabditidae. The record is from the annotation of a GenBank genome assembly.
AUGACUGGUUUUUCAUGUUCUUCAAACCCAUUCAAAUUCCUUGACAUUUUUCAGAAAAUUUGCAAAAAGACGAAGAUAUCAGCAGAGGGAACGCAAAAGUCGUUCUGACCUACGUGCUUCUCGUUGUCUCAAUCUACCUGGCUGUGAUUUUGGGUUCAUUCUUCUAUUUUUCUUGUUUAAUUACAAGGUUUUCAGCAACAACAUCCAUGAAAAAAGAGGAAAAAAUCGAAAAAUGGGAUGGAAUAUUGAAAGAUUCAGAUCGGAUCGCUUAUUUGACCGUGAGCGAAUUUUUUUUAUGAAAUUGAAAUUAAAAAAAUUCAGAAGCACAAUGAGAUUCGUUCAUUGGCCGCCGUGGGAAAGUACCGAAAUAAGGAAGGAUUUCCGAUGAAAUUCUUGCCUACGGCUUCAAAAAUGCCCAGAUUGGUGGGCUUUUCGAAAAGUCAUAGCUAAACUUGAAAAAAAUUCUACUGGUCACACUUGGAAUGGCUCAUUUCGAUAUUGAAGGUUUGCUUUUGAUACCGGAUGGCGUAAGUCACUUCAAGGUCGGGCGCACUUUGAGAUAGCAAAUUUUCCUAAGAGUCAUUCCCUAUGCGACCAGGAAUAGUUCAUUUUUGGUUCUACCAGUGAAAAUCUUGAAAACGGUGAAUAAACUUCUCAUAUUCGAACCAUUUCAGCUUCUCUGCGCCCUCCGAUCUCUCAUCGAAACUAGAGAGAAGAGAGCGCAGACACGCUAUACUGUUGAAACGAAAAACUUAAAAUUUUGCAGUACUGGGACUACAAUCUCGAAAAAGCGGCCGAAAAUCGCGCCAACAGCUGUGAAAUGCCGACGAUUUCUGAAACUGGCGAAAAUAUCGCCUCAUUCAAAACCUCAUCGUCGCCUUUCCAAGCAGCUUUGGUUUGAAAAAUCAUGAAAAACUUUGAAAGGAUUUAAAAUUUUUUUUAGAGAUCCGUAGAGCAAAUGGGACUGGAGAUACUGAAGUACGGUAUCAAGGAAAAUGAUAUCAGUUCAAGAGAUCCGAACAUUGGUCAUGCUACUUUGGUGAGUUCGGUCAAUGAAUAAUCGUUGGAAAAAAAUUUUUAAGUCAUCAGGUAAAUAAGAUUCACCCAAAGACUUGUAGAGGAUCAAAAAAAAUUCGAAAAGAAAAGAGGUUCAAGAAAUUUUGUGAAAAUAACAUACGAAUAAUAAGAGAGCAGUAAUCUGAAGACAAGAAAAAAAUUGGGCUUCGUAAAUCUUAAAAUUUUCUCUUUGACUAAUAAAAAUGGAAAAUUGUGAAAAUGAGAAGGCAACUAUGCUCCAUGGCUAACUUUUUUUCUGAGGAAAACUAUUUUUCAAAGUGCGCUCUAUCGAGAAAAAUUCAACGUUAGGCGGGAUGCUUCAAGCUGGGCGGUCAGGCAGACCCGGGCUUUGGUUUUGCAUUUUUUGAGAAGAAGCCAGCGCGGGCUAGAGGCAGGGUAGACUUGGGACUAAAUUUUCCAAUUCAGUCGGAAAAAUUUUCGUCCCAACUCAUUUUGAAUCAAGCCUUUCUGAAGCCGGCCCAGAUCGGGCUUUAAAAGGACCUUUGGACCGAUAGGCUAACAGGCCGGCCCUCGCCCAAGCCUGACUCCCAUCUAAAAAAUAAAAAAUUUUGGGAAAACUUUAAAAAAAAAUGAAAUCCAGAUGCUCUCGGACGCGGUUCGUCGGGUAGGCUGCGCCCUGUCAGAAUGCCAAAAAACGGACGAGAAAAACGGCGAAAAGUGGUACAUAAACGUGUGUCGCUUCGAUCCGCCGUAAGUGGGGAUGAAACAAUUUUUUGCUCUCUACUUCAAUUUUGCCGAACAAACAAACAACUUGUUACGUUUGGACAUUGAUCGGGCCGCUUAAAAGCCUAGAAAGGUUCAAAUCGGAUCAAAAAUUCCAGGAAAACAAAUUUUGUAAGGAUCAAGAGGUCAUUGGAAUCUUGAAAAAUGUGAUAUUUUGUUUUAGGUGUUUUCAAAAACGGCUUUUCAAAGACAACAUGUCUUUAUAUAGAAAUUUAGGCAGAAGACACAACUUCCAGAUUUUCAAGAUAAUUGGAAAAAUUAUUUCUUCUAUCAAUGAUAAAUCUGGAGGCCUAGAAAUCCAAACUUUCGAGAAAAAAACAAAAAAAUUAAAGUUGCUAUUCAGAAAAACCAUUUGGAAAAACCAGGCCUCGGAUCUAAUUCCUUCAUUUUUUUGAGAAAAAUUUGUGGAAAUUUAAAGUUUUAUUACAAUAGAAGAUAGUGAAUAAUACGAUUGAAAAACUAGAAAAUCUCAAUUUUUUUCAGAAAUUUUUUUAAACCAAUAAAUCAAUUCUAAAGAAAAAAAUCUUUUUCUAGCCAAAUAUAGAGGCCUAAAACUCCGAAAAACUCCAGAGGCAACACGAUUUGGAAAUCCCGACCCCGUAAUGUCAUCUACGAGGAAGGCCCAACGGGAUCUCUAUGCAAGAAGUUUCUGAACCGGGAGACAGGCCUUUGCGAAUUUCCGAAUUGA